Messenger RNA from Tupaia belangeri chinensis (Chinese tree shrew), 930 nucleotides. RefSeq names its product olfactory receptor 5AK2-like. NCBI's taxonomy places the organism in Eukaryota, Metazoa, Chordata, Mammalia, Scandentia, Tupaiidae. Gene Ontology annotation, biological process: G protein-coupled receptor signaling pathway. The record is from RefSeq and is a predicted model, not a curated record. Gene Ontology annotation, molecular function: olfactory receptor activity; G protein-coupled receptor activity. The coding region runs from base 1 to 930 and encodes 309 amino acids. The transcript has a single exon. Gene Ontology annotation, cellular component: membrane.
AUGGAACAAAAUAAUGGUACUGAAGUGACUGAAUUCAUUCUCCUGGGAUUUGCUGGUCAAGAGAGGUUUUGGCAUAUCCUCUUCAUAGUAUUUCUAGUGAUCUAUGUGGUCACCCUCGUAGGUAAUACUGGGAUGAUCCUACUCAUCAAGAUUGAUUCUGGCCUUCACACCCCUAUGUACUUCUUUCUCCAACACUUGGCAUUUGUCGAUCUCUGUUACACCUCUGCCAUCACUCCUAAGAUGCUGCAAAACUUCAUAGUUUCAGAUAAAUCCAUCUCAUACACAGGCUGUGUGGUGCAAUUACUAGUCUACGGGACUUUUGCAACAAGUGACUGUUACAUCCUGGCUGUUAUGGCGGUGGACCGUUACGUGGCCAUCUGUAAACCACUUCGCUAUUCCAUUGUCAUGUCCCGGAGACUCUGCAUUCAGUUGUUAGUUGGUUCUUAUGCCAUGAGUUUCCUAAAUGCCUCUGUAAAUGUGAGUUUUACUUUCUUGUUGAAAUUUUGUAAAUCCAAUGUAAUUAACCACUUUUUCUGUGAUGAACCCCCAAUUCUUGCUUUAUCAUGCUCCAAUAUAGACUUAAACAUUAUGUUACUAACAGUUUUUGUGGGAUUUAACCUGACGUGCACUGUGAUGGUCGUCAUCUUUUCCUACAUAAAAAUCCUGGCUGCCAUCCUGAAGAUGUCUUCUGCUGCAGGAAGGAAAAAAGCCUUCUCCACCUGUGCCUCCCACAUGACAGCAGUCACCAUCUUCUAUGGGACUCUCUCUUACAUGUAUCUGCACCAUGGUACCAGUGAGUCUCAAGAGCAGGAAAAAGUGGCUUCUGUGUUUUAUGGUGUUAUCAUCCCCAUGUUAAACCCUUUGAUCUACAGCCUGAGAAACCAAGAUGUAAUCAAAGCCCUGAAAAAGAUAGGAAAGAAAUGCUUUUAA